GCGUUUCCCGAUAGUGCCAUUGCGCAAGGGCAGCUUCGCUUACGUACAAUGUACUGGCACCUGUGAUGAAGGAGCAACUGAUCUCUAGCAUGAAACGGUGCGUUUCUGCAGCGGGAAGGCCUGUGUUCUCCAUAAUCAUUGAUGAAUCGACUGAUGUUUCGUGUACAAUGGUCUUGGCGUGUGCUGUUAUGUAUUUCGACAGUGCAGCGCAAACAAAAUUCUUGUUCACCAUUGACUUAGAGGGUGAAAGAGCAGUCGACCUUUUUGCAGCACUCAGCGAUGGACUCAAACUUAAUGGCUUUGACAUCAGUAAUAUAAUUGGAUUUGCUGCAGACACUACUAAAGUGAAGUAUGAUUCUCCUGCACAUAAUAUACUUAACCACUACGAGAUAUGUUGGCUAUCGUUUCAUUCUUGUGUGGCACGCAUACUAGAACAGUGGGAUGCGCUCAUUGCAUUCUUCCAAGAAGAAUAUGAAAUUUAA
Drosophila rhopaloa is the source of this 482-nucleotide messenger RNA. RefSeq lists its product as uncharacterized. The transcript has 2 exons. The record is from RefSeq and is a predicted model, not a curated record. Lineage: Eukaryota; Metazoa; Arthropoda; Insecta; Diptera; Drosophilidae. Bases 66 to 482 code for a protein of 138 amino acids.